Mangifera indica (mango) is the source of this 1204-nucleotide messenger RNA. RefSeq lists its product as uncharacterized. The coding region runs from base 172 to 933 and encodes 253 amino acids. The transcript has 3 exons. Lineage: Eukaryota; Viridiplantae; Streptophyta; Magnoliopsida; Sapindales; Anacardiaceae. The record is from RefSeq and is a predicted model, not a curated record.
AAUAUUUGUGGAAGAUAACGGCAGUUACUUUUCAUAAAGAAAAAGGAAGCAUGAGCUUUCACGCAAGCAAAACCACCACCAACUAACUUUCCAACCUCAAACUUCAAAUUUCUUCUUGUCUUCAAAAUCUUCCCCUAACUUCAACCCCAUAAAGUACAACUCUAACAUCGCAUGUCAGAGACUAAUCUACGGCGACGGAUGCCGGUCAAAGUCGGCCGGCGAUCUAGGCCUCCGCAUCCUUCGCCGUCACCGUCACCGUCACCGUCUCCGAGACGGAAGACAGCUUCUAAACAGUCCAAGCCUGUUAAGAUAUUGAAGCGAUGCAGUUCGGAGCCGAGUCUUUGGAGCAGUUCCAGCGAGGGCGAUGGAGAUGUCGCUGAUCAGAAACAAACGUGUUUUGGGCACGAAGGAGAAGGUAUUUUGUACAGGCCUCAGACUUGUACGGACGUUUUUGCAACGUCUAAUUUGAUGGCUUCAUCUCCCCAGAGUAAUUUUGAGAGAUUUAGCAAGGAGGCUAAAGUGGUUGUUAAUGUGACAGUGGAGGGAAGUUCGGGGCCAAUCAGGGCCAUGGUUAAAUUGGGAUCUAGUGUGGAUGAAACAAUCAAGCUUGUUGUAGAUAAGUAUAAUGAAGAAGGACGGACACCGAAGCUUAGUAGAGAUGAGACAUCCUCUUUUGAGUUGCAUCACUCUUAUUUCAGCCUUCAAAGCCUGAAUAAGUCAGAACUAGUAGGAGAUGUUGGUAGCAGAAGCUUCUAUCUUCGUAGAAGUAGCAGUAAUCGUAGUACAAAUUCAGAAGUUGUUCAAGGGAAUUCAGCCUCACCUCCACCAAUCCCACCACCGUCAUUCUUACUCACAUCUUUCAUGACUCGAAAACUAGCUAAAAUUGUAAGAAGAAUCCGUAAGUUUUGGAGGCUCGUGAUUUGCCAGCAGUGAUGAUAAUCAUUUGAGUAAAACAACAUUCUUAUCUCAGGUUUACUUCAACAAUAAUUGCCACUCCAGGUAUAGCUUUUUAUUUAUGCAGCUUCUGGAGUUAGCUAUGGACAUUGAAAUGAAAUCACAUUAAGCAAUCAGCACAGUUGAUGUUGUGAAUGUAGUUAGCUCAUACGUAUAACAGCUCUUGUAUAUAUAUAUACCCAUGAUUUAUCAUGUACUGUGUGUUGAAAAUCAAUGAAAUUCCAUGACACUUUCCUCUGUUUUAUCUCCA